Messenger RNA from Microstroma glucosiphilum, 1952 nucleotides. RefSeq lists its product as hypothetical. The transcript has 2 exons. The record is from RefSeq and is a predicted model, not a curated record. The coding region runs from base 147 to 1757 and encodes 536 amino acids. Lineage: Eukaryota; Fungi; Basidiomycota; Exobasidiomycetes; Microstromatales; Microstromataceae.
AGACAAUGGGAGCUUAUGAGUGGCGGUGAGGCAUCCCCUGAUAAAGUAAAAGUAGACCAUCUGCCCUCUACCACGAGCAGCCUGCACGUAGCCGUCUUCCCUUUCCACACACGAACCUCUGCUUUCCUACCACACUCUUGGCCACGAUGACGACAAAGGCAACAACGACGAAGGCAGAGGCACCGCCCAUCGCGCCCAUGUCUCCCAUGGUCAUCUCUUCCAUUGUGCUCCCCAUUGCUGCCAUCCUCCUCUACAUCCCUUACACUUUCCACACCGGCCUCUUCCAUUCCUCCUUCGCCCUCAAAGCCGAGACCUUGCGAGCAGAUCUCAAUCUCGAUUCGUGCUCUCGCUUGGUCACGCCAGCAGACAUGGGAUGGUGCGCAGAGCCAGUGGUACAAAAGUCAACUGGAAUGGCAUAUUUCGUCUGCGAUGACAGCAGACCAUGGUGGGACCCUGUCCGGAUGAUCUGGGAACAGGCUCCCCCUGGCAAGCAGGGCGGCAGCUUGUGGGCGUGGGAUCUCAAGGACCAAUCGAGCUCGCCGCGACAGCUGGAACUGACAUCUCAAGUCGAUGCAAUGGAGAUCUUCCACCCUCUCUCCGUCUCGGUCAUGCCCUCAUCCAACGGUGACUCGCCCGAUGCAAACAUCCUCUUGAUUGCCAACCAUCCAUUCGCCGACUCCGCCGGGUCUGUCGAUGUGUAUCGUCAUCCUCUUGGUGACGGAGACGGCAUGAAUCAUGUCGCAUUCUAUGAUCGAAUUGCUGGAGACGCCCUUGACGGCCAAAGCCCCUACCGAGUCGAAGCCGUCAACGAACAAUGGGGUCUUCCCAUCUCGCCAGCCGUUGCAGGAGGUGGGCCAGAUAUCAAGGUACCCAGCUUCCUCUUCACUGCCGUGCCUUCGCCUGACAAGCCAAAGGGUGGACUUGGACCAAUGCUGCGAGGUAGUGGCACCGUCCUCUCCCGCAAGCCUACCCUCCUCGAGUACCUGGCCGACGUAUUUCUGCCUACUCGUCCCUCGCCUCCAAAGGAUGUCUUCUACCAUCUCUCCACGGCUUACCGUACAAAGUCAGCUUUCGCAACGACGACAGCAUACCCUCAUCACCCUCCCCUUGUACGAGCCUGGGACGGCGCAGGCAAGGAAGGCGGGUCUAACAGCUCCAUGCACAAUGUCUUCGUCACCGGUACCGCCGCCAAGGACUCCCUCUUUGAGCAGUGGGACCAACAUUGGGUCCGAGGUCCGCACUAUGGCGAAGCAAUGGCCACAAACCAGAAGGUCUCUACUAGUGUUCAGGUGCGCUGGCCCAGUUUUGUCACCAUCUGGAACAAGGGCUUCGAAAAAGUGCUGCGGGCCAUCUCCGUCGACUCCCUUGGGAGACUUUGGACCGUAUCUUCUGCUGACGAAGGCCUCUCUGAGAAGCUCGUCGAGACGCUCAGGAUGGGCAACAGCACGGAGGAUAUUCAACCGGGUGUACUGGUGUAUCAGACUACCUUUGUACACCGCAUCGGAGCUGCCUUUGCACACCCUUGGGAGUUGCAACGUAUUGGCUCAGCCAAGAAGAAGGGCCAGUGGCUGACCAAGGAGUUCUUCACUAGCCUCAUCUAUCGCAGGGGUACCAAAGGUGACAAGGAUGUGGGAUUCUUGCCCAAGGCGCCUACGGGCAUUGCAGUGGAUGACGAGAGGAAGAGGAUCAUCGUCACUUCUAGCUGGGAUAAAGGGAUUGCUGUUUGCCAGUGGAAGGAUGGCUGGGUAGAGAUGUAACGAAGAGGCGAUUGGAUGUUGCCCAAGUAGAGUCCCUUUUUCCCCCCAACCCCCUUGCUUCAUCUCACGUCUGUUGCACAAGCGAGGUCCUCACUGCCCUGCGCACGCCGAAUGCUUCUCGAUAGAUGUCACAACAUAUUCACUUCUCCGCUUCAUCUCGUCCGUCAGUCAAUCAAACGCUCCUCAUUCUCUCAA